AUGUGGUAUUAUAACAUGCCAAGUAGGGCUUCAGGCCCCCUCUUAAAUGUGUAUAGGCCCCCUCUUAAAUUUGACUGUCACUUAGGGACUCCUUUCCCUGAGAAGAAGCUGAGGCUGGGAUAUACAAUGACUGUUGGAUCACGUGUGGUGGUGAUAGACAAUGGGGGUGGCCUUCUCAAGGCUGGCUUUGGCGGAGACAAUGAUCCAAUUGCUGUUGUCCCCAACUGUAUGGCCAAACCCCCUGGUGGUAAUGCUAAUUCCAAAAAAUGGCUGGUUGCUGAUCAGCUGCAGGCAGAAGAUGUCGAUGUGACUGGCAUGACACUGAAGCGUCCUAUUGAUCGUGGCUAUCUUAUCAAUACCGAGGUGCAGAAGGAGGUGUGGGAACGGGUUUUAUGCAAUCUUCUCCAGGUUGAUCCUACCAACUCAUCCCUGUUACUGGUGGAGCCAUUGUUUAACCCUCCAGCGCUGCAACAUGCAACUGACGAGCUGGUGUUCGAGGAGUUUGGUUUCAACUCUCUUUGUGUUGCAGAUGGUCCUUCCCUUGUCCACCUUUAUGAGGCUAGCCGCCAACCAAUGUUCUUUCGUGCCCAGUGCAGCCUUGUUGUUGACUGUGGCUUCUCUUUCACCCACGCGUCCCCUGUGCUUCAGAACUUUACUCUGAAUUAUGGCGUUCAGCGUAUGGACCUUGGUGGCAAGGCCCUUACAAACUAUCUCAAGGAGCUUGUCUCAUAUCGUUCCCUUAAUGUCAUGGAUGAAACUCUCCUCAUUGAUGAUGCAAAGGAAAAGCUAUGCUUUGUCUCGCUUGAUGUCCCAGGUGACCUUCACCUUGCCAGAUUAUCAUUUAAGGACAACCCUUUUAGGUGUUCUUACAUUCUCCCCGAUGGUAUAGCAUACAAGAAAGGGUUUGUCAAGGACAUGGAUGAAGCACUUAGAUAUCGCUCUCUGCCUCUUGAUGAAGAAGCAGAGAAAAAAGAACAUGGCAUGGAUAUAAAUAAGUCGGAGGAUCGGAAAAAGCCAGAAUUAAGUCAAAAUGAAUUUGUAUUGACAAAUGAAAGGUUCCUUGUCCCGGAGAUGUUUUUUCAUCCAAUCGAUCUUGGCAUAAAUCAAGCUGGACUUGCUGAGUGUAUAGUUCGUGCUGUACAAGCUUGCCAUCAAUAUCUUCAACCUGUGCUUUUUGAGAGCAUCAUCUUGACAGGCGGAAGCACACUGUUCCCCAGAUUCACUGAUAGACUGGAGAGGGAACUUCGGCCUCUUGUCCCUGACAACUACAAGGUUAAAAUAACUCGUCAAGAGGACCCAAUUCUUGGUGUCUGGAGAGGCGGAUCUAUUCUGGCAUCAACUCCUGAUUUCGAAUCAAUGUGCAUUACAAAGUCUGAGUACGAGGAGAUGGGAUCAGCAAGGUGCCGACGAAGGUUUUUCCACUGA
Molecule: messenger RNA, 1425 nt
Organism: Miscanthus lutarioriparius
Lineage: Eukaryota; Viridiplantae; Streptophyta; Magnoliopsida; Poales; Poaceae
Source: the annotation of a GenBank genome assembly